AUGGCCAAGAAGAAGAAGCCCGCGGGCAAUCCCGCGCGAGGGUUCGCAACAACUUCGGUGGCCAGCAAGCCCAAGCCGGAAAAGAUGACGGGUGACGCCACCGCGACAGAAGCUGUACCAUCAGUUUCCAAGGAGAGUGCACCAGCCAUUGUAUCUGCCCCUCAGAUCGUUACAGCGCCCAACGUGGCAAAGGCAGAGGUCGUGCAAACUCCAGAAGAACUAGAAGCGCAGCUCGAGCGAGAUGAGCUGCAGCUGCUGGUGGAAAAGCAUGCGCCAAAGGUUCGCCGCGAUUCGCAUCGUAAUGUCUUGAAGUUUCAGACCGAUCGUAGAGUGCUUCGCGGACAGUCUCACUCAAUGACUGUGCACGAUUGGCUACCAAAUGAAGUUUUGGACAGCGUUAUUGCGUUAGCCCAAGCCGAGUCCAACGACUCAAAUCGGAGGCAAGGCCCUCAGUCUCUGCUCAAAAUCUUGACUGAAGAGGAUGCCAUGUCCAAACUCUGGACGCUUGAUCUCACUCUACGCGAGCUCGGUUUCUCAAGCGAUCAUGUUCUACCAGUUUUGAAAUGGAUAUGCGCUAAUGCUGCCGCUGUUGACUCUUCCGCAAGCAUUUGGGGUUUACAAGAGGCACUAGAAUGGCUGGCGCUAGAUCAUUGCGAUGGUCAUUCUUUCUCAUAUGAAGAACCAGCGCCCAAGCGUUCAGCUACAGAAAUUGCUGAGCGAUCUCGGCCUAAUGAUGCAGACAACGAAGCUCAGAAAGACGGAGCAGUCUCGAAUGGUGCUAGGAGACCUGACCAAACAAGCGCCAAUGCAUCGAAUGCCGGAGAUAAGAUGUCAGAACACAUCGAUAUUGACGUCAGUGAUCUGGAUAGUGACAUCGAGCUGGAUGAUCUGAUACCCACUUAUCUAAAACUCAAAGGCAAGCUUUAUGAAAUCGACCCUAGUCUGGUUGAAGCCACAACACGAAAGCAGACCAAAGCCGGAAAGGGCAAAAAUACACCCGCAAACCAGAUUCAGCAGAGUCCUACGGUGCGAAAGCUCCUUUCACAGCUACAGAAGAUAACCUCAGACACGCUCUUUGACGAAUAUGAGGCAGAGUUACAGUGGCCAGCGAAACGCAACCAGAUCGCUCAAGAGAAGGUUGCCGACCCUGGCGAGGCUGAGGACGAAGGGGAUCUACUAGGUAGCAUGUUCUCUGCGGUGCCUGACGUUUUGGACACAAGCAAAGCUGAGGAUAAGAGUACUGUGUCCGAAAAUGUCACGUUACGGGAUUUUGGCAAGUCGAGUGGCCUGACUCCACGAAGACUGCUGGAAGAGGCUGUUCGCUCCAGCGAGAGCUAUAUUUCCACCGCGGCACUAUUUUCAAUCUCCGUGGCCAUACCCAAGGAGGAGAAGGUUUAUUUGCGACUACCUUCAAACUGGAGAGAACUGUACCGAGAGUUCAUGGACCAUCGCAAGACCAGAAUCGACACCGCGGACCGAGAUGCGGUUAAGCACUAUCGCUCAAUUGUUUUGGAUCAGAUAGAAAACGAUGAGUCUGAUGGUGUCGUACUCACGAGCCGCUUUAGGAUGCGGAACCAAGCUGCGAAUUUACCAGUCUCCGGGUUCCGAGAUGAAAUAAUGACUACCAUCGACAAGAACCAAAUCACGAUCAUUUGUGGAGAGACUGGUUGUGGAAAGAGUACACAAAUCCCCUCCUUCAUCCUUGAGCAUGAGCUCUCACAAGGCAAAGCUUGCAAGGUCUUCUGCACCGAGCCCAGGCGUAUCUCGGCUAUCUCACUUGCACAGCGUGUGAGCGAAGAGCUCGGUGAGGGGCCAAAGGAACUGGGUACAAUGCGCUCCCUGGUUGGUUAUGCAAUUCGCCUAGAAUCGAAGACGUCUUCCCAGACGCGGCUUGUCUACGCGACCGUUGGUGUUGUUCUGCGCAUGUUGGAGUCUGCAGGAGGUCUUCCAGAAGUCACGCAUCUUGUGAUCGAUGAGGUGCAUGAGCGAAGGCAAACCCAGUAUUUGGAGGAUGCGAUUGAAUUAACACAUUACGAUGGAUCUUCUGAGAAAACCCAGCUAGAUGGCCGGAGUAGCGAUGACGACGACGGAGAAAUCACUUCCGACAAGUCUGGCAUCCCGAGCAAACUUCCCGGUUACAGCCCUGCUACUCGCAACGUACUCUCUACCUACGAUGAAUACGCUAUCGACUAUGGCCUUAUCGCACGCUUGAUUGAAGCAGUUGCUUACGACCCACAACUCAGUCGAUACAGCAAUGCAGUGUUGGUCUUCCUUCCUGGUAUUGCUGAGAUUCGUCAGGUCAACGACCUUCUCGGCGGGCACCCUUCGUUCAACAAUAAGGACUGGCUCAUCUACCCACUUCACUCCACCAUAUCAAGUGAGGACCAACAGGCCGCUUUUCUCAUUCCACCACGAGGUGUGCGAAAGAUUGUCCUUGCCACAAAUAUUGCCGAGACUGGUGUCACUAUCCCAGACAUUACUUGCGUGAUUGACACGGGCAAACACAAGGAAAUGCGAUUCGAUGAGCGCAGACAGCUGUCCCGCUUAACACAAUCAUUCAUCUCGAGGGCGAACGCUAAGCAGCGUCGCGGUCGUGCUGGCCGUGUGCAAGAAGGACUGUGUUUUCAUUUGUUCACCAAGUACCGUCACGAUACGCUCAUGACUGAUCAGCAAACACCAGAGAUGCUCCGACUAUCUUUGCAAGACCUUGUCAUGCGUACUAAGAUCUGCAAACUUGGCGAUAUUGAGGAGACACUUUCACAAGCUUUGGAUCCGCCCUCUUCACGAAACAUCCGUCGCGCAAUCGAUGCGCUCAUCGAGGUGGACGCGCUCACGCCGAGCGAAGAGUUGACAGCCCUUGGCCGGCAGAUUGCAAAGCUUCCGCUCGAUGCACAUUUAGGAAAGCUGGUGCUACUGGCCACCAUCUUCGCCUGUGUAGACGUCGCCAUCACCAUCGCUGCCAUAUUGUCCUCCAAGUCCCCGUUCCUGACGCCAUUUGGAGCAAAGCAGCGCGCUGACAUAGCACGUCUGGCGUUCAAGAAGGGUGACUCUGAUCUUCUGACCACAUAUAACGCCUACAGAGCCUGGCGUGCGGUUUGCACCACGCCAGGUCGCUCCGAAAUACAGUUCUGCCACAAGAACUUUCUCAGUCCACAGAAUCUGGGUAACAUUGAAGAUCUGAAAGCUCAAUUGCUCUCCUCACUGGUAGAAGCGGGUUUCAUUCAACUCUCACCUGAUGAGCGUAACAAUCUCAAACGCUACCGCAGCACCACUCGUCACCGCGCCUUUGUGCAAGUUCCCCCACAAUACGACAUCCACACAGACAACGACAUCUUCGUCAACUCCGUCAUCGCCACGGCUUUCUAUCCCAAGAUACUCACACGUGAGGGCAAAGGAUGGCGCAACAUCUCCAACAACCAGACCGUCAGCUUAGCUCCUACGUCCGUCAACAAAGGCACCAAAGUCGCACAGUUCCUAUCCUACUACCACAUCAUGCAAUCCAGCAACAAGUUCUACAACGCACACUCGACCUCGAUCGUGUACCCGCUCCCCAUGGUACUCAUGGUAGCAGCAGACAUGGAUUUCAAAAUGCACGCCGGCGUCAUUAGCUUUCCGGGCAGUGUGUUGCGCUUCGCAGUCAGGGACUGGAGAGCGGCGGUGGCGCUGAAGGUGCUGAGACGCCGCGUCAAGGAGAUUUUGUCGAGCUGUUGGAAGAAUCCUGCGAGGCUGAUGAGUGAGCGGGAGAAGGAGUGGUUGGGCUUGUUCUUUGCGGUGUUUGAGGGCAAGUGGGAGAGGGAGGAGAGGAUUCGUCAGAGAGCGGGGGGUGCAGCGAAGUAG
Parastagonospora nodorum SN15 is the source of this 3837-nucleotide messenger RNA. RefSeq lists its product as hypothetical. The transcript has 6 exons. The record is from RefSeq and is a predicted model, not a curated record. Bases 1 to 3837 code for a protein of 1278 amino acids. Gene Ontology annotation, cellular component: intracellular anatomical structure. Gene Ontology annotation, molecular function: ATP binding; RNA binding. NCBI's taxonomy places the organism in Eukaryota, Fungi, Ascomycota, Dothideomycetes, Pleosporales, Phaeosphaeriaceae.